Messenger RNA from Larimichthys crocea (large yellow croaker), 5879 nucleotides. RefSeq names its product potassium voltage-gated channel, subfamily H (eag-related), member 1b (gene kcnh1b). The record is from RefSeq and is a predicted model, not a curated record. Gene Ontology annotation, cellular component: voltage-gated potassium channel complex; plasma membrane. Gene Ontology annotation, biological process: potassium ion transmembrane transport; regulation of membrane potential. The coding region runs from base 82 to 2955 and encodes 957 amino acids. Gene Ontology annotation, molecular function: delayed rectifier potassium channel activity. The transcript is spliced from 11 exons. NCBI's taxonomy places the organism in Eukaryota, Metazoa, Chordata, Actinopteri, Sciaenidae.
CUCCUCAGCUCGGGGCUCGUGCAGCAUCAGAGAUGUGAGCCGCGCGGGAAGCAGCAGCAGCUUCUUGCCUCGCGCUGCAGGAUGGCGGGAGGACGGCGGGGUCUCGUGGCCCCUCAGAACACUUUCCUGGAGAACAUCGUCCGCCGGUCCAACGACACUAACUUCGUGCUGGGGAACGCUCAGAUCGUGGACUGGCCGAUCGUCUAUAGCAACGAUGGCUUCUGCAAACUGUCCGGCUACCAUCGAGCCGAGGUGAUGCAGAAGAGCAGCACCUGCAGCUUCAUGUACGGAGAGCUGACGGACAAGGAGAUGAGCGAGAAGGUUCGACAGACCUUUGAGAACUACGAGAUGAACUCGUUUGAGAUUCUGAUGUACAAGAAGAACCGGAUGCCAGUUUGGUUUUUCGUGAAGAUCGCCCCAAUCAGAAACGAGCAGGACAAAGUCGUCCUGUUUCUCUGCACCUUCAGUGACAUCACCGCCUUCAAACAGCCAAUUGAGGACGACUCUUCAAAAGGUUGGGGUAAAUUCGCUCGUCUGACUCGUGCAUUGACCAGCAGUCGAGGAGUUCUUCAGCAGCUCGCUCCAGCAGUCCAUAAAGGAGAGAACGUCCACAAACACUCACGGCUGGCAGAGGUUCUCCAGCUGGGCUCAGACAUCUUGCCUCAGUACAAACAGGAAACUCCGAAGACGCCGCCGCACAUCAUCCUGCACUACUGCCUCUUCAAGACCACGUGGGACUGGGUCAUCCUCAUCCUGACGUUCUACACCGCCAUCAUGGUGCCCUACAACGUCUCCUUCAAGACCAAGCAGAACAACGUCACCUGGCUGGUGGUGGACAGCAUCGUGGACGUCAUCUUCCUCGUCGACAUCGUCCUCAACUUCCACACCACCUUUGUCGGCCCGGCUGGAGAAGUCAUCUCCGACCCAAAGCUCAUCCGCAUGAACUACGUCAAGACAUGGUUUGUCAUCGACCUGCUGUCCUGCCUGCCUUAUGAUGUCAUCAACGCCUUCGAGAACGUGGACGAGGGCAUCAGCAGUCUCUUCAGCUCUCUCAAAGUGGUCCGUCUUCUGCGUUUGGGUCGGGUCGCCCGGAAGCUGGACCACUACAUCGAGUACGGCGCCGCCGUGCUGGUUUUACUGGUGUGCGUGUUCGGCCUGGCGGCCCAUUGGCUGGCCUGCAUCUGGUACAGCAUCGGAGACUACGAGGUGAUCGACGAGGACACCAACAGCGUGAGGAUGGACAGCUGGCUGUUCCUGCUGGGAGAGACAGUCGGGACGCCGUACAGGUUCAAUGCCUCGGGCUCGGGCCGCUGGGAGGGCGGGCCCAGCAAAGACUCGGUCUACAUUACGUCACUGUACUUCACCAUGACCAGUCUGACCAGCAUCGGCUUCGGGAACAUCGCACCAAACACGGACGGAGAGAAGAUCUUCGCUGUGGCCAUGAUGAUGAUCGGAUCGCUGCUGUACGCCACCAUCUUCGGUAACGUCACCACCAUCUUCCAGCAGAUGUACGCCAACACCAACCGUUACCACGAGAUGCUCAACAGCGUACGAGACUUCCUCAAACUCUACCAGGUCCCGAAAGGCCUGAGCGAGCGGGUGAUGGACUACAUCGUGUCCACCUGGUCCAUGUCCAGAGGCAUCGACACCGACAAGGUGCUCCAGAUUUGUCCAAAGGACAUGCGGGCGGAUAUCUGCGUCCACCUCAACAGGAAGGUCUUUAAGGAACACCCGGCGUUUCGUCUGGCGAGCGACGGCUGCCUGCGAGCGCUCGCCAUGGAGUUCCAGACCGUCCACAGCGCGCCGGGCGACCUCAUCUACCACGCCGGAGAGAGCGUGGACAGCCUGUGCUUCGUGGUGUCGGGGUCACUCGAGGUCAUCCAGGACGACGAGGUGGUGGCCAUUUUAGGUAAAGGUGACGUGUUUGGUGACGUGUUCUGGAAGGAGAUGACGCUGGCUCAGUCCUGUGCUAACGUGCGAGCGUUGACGUACUGCGACCUCCACAUCAUCAAACGAGACGCGCUGCAGAAAGUUCUGGAGUUUUACUCCGCCUUCGCAAACCACUUCGCCAGAAACCUGCUUCUCACCUACAACCUGAGGAGGAGGAUUGUUUUCCGGAAGAUCAGUGAUGUAAAGCGUGAGGAGGAGGAGAUGUUGAAGAGGAAGAACGAGGCUCCUUUGAACCUCCCUCCAGAUCAUCCGGUCCGACGUCUCUUCCAGCGUUUCCGGCAGCAGAGGGAGGCACGGCUCGCCAUCGAGCGGGCCGAUCAGGGCGCCGGUGAUGUGGAGAAAGGUGUCGCUGGAACCCCGGAGCAGCCCAGAGGUCCAGAGGUGCUGGCCUCCACCAGUAUAGUCAUGAUGACUGAGAGCCAAGCCACGGCCACCACCUCCUCAGCAUUCACCGCAUCCUCUUGCCGGACCUCCAGCCGAGUCAUGCUCCAUGCUCCCGCCGCCACAAACGGAAACCUGAUCGGCUGCAAGUCUGCAGAGCCGCCCAAAGCUAAAGGCUGGGGACGAUUCAAGGAGUCGGUGGUGAAGGCCGAGUCGUGGAGCAGCGUCUCUAAGGCCGAGUCCAUGGAGACCCUGCCCGAUAGAACUAAGUCACAAGACGAGAUGUCCCUCAAGAAAACCGACUCCUGUGACAGCGGCAUCACAAAGAGCGACCUUCGUUUGGACAACGUUGGCGGCGCCAGAACGCCACAGGAGCAGAGUCCGGUCCAGUCCGACGAGAAGAGGGCGUUCUGUCCAAUACCGGAGCAGAGCAUGCAAGCCUCCUUCAUCGAGCUGAAGCAGGAGUUAAGAGGAGACAUCCGAUCUCUGAACAGUCGCAUGGCAGCACUGGAGGCUCAGCUGGCUGAGAUGCUGCAACUUCUCAAAUCCAGGAAGUCGUCUGGUUCCUUCUUCGAGAUCUCGCGGCCUCCUUCCCCCGACUCCGACAAGGACAGCAUCUCCUAAACUGGACACGGAGUCAGUCCUCAGGAACUGAACUCAACCGGUUCAGCCUUCAGACAUCAGAGAGAGCUUCUGACUGCAGUUUGAAUCUGUGUGGACGCCGGUCGAUGACACAAACACUUUGUUACGUUCGCAGCUUCGCUCUGCGAGACGUCGCGUUGACGUCAAACAUCAGAGACUAAAGAAAGAGUCGUGACCGUCAUGACGGCACCUUUGGUCCUCGGGGGGUUUCCACCUUCAGACCUUCAUGACAUCGGCAAUAAUAACAGAUGGCUUUAACGUUGUUGUUGUUUUAAAUCGGACUUUGGCACUGUGAUGAAGGAAAUGGUGUUCAAAGGGUUGAUCUGGUAUCUUUGGCCCAGUCUCAUGAGGUCUGGUUCACAAAGUCUGUUUAUCUGUUCAGAACCUUUGAGAUACCAAAGGGUCCAAUCUCAUUGGCUGCCAAUGAAACGACGGUUUACACACUCGAACAUGACAUCGUUUGUUUUUGUGUUGAACUGACCGCUGCGUGACAUCACGUCAGAGCUACACUUUGUGAUUGGUCAGUCAAAGGACGUUUAACCUGGAGGCUGAUGAACUCGUUAAAGCGCGUUGUGGACCAGACUUCCAGUGGUUUGGUGCCAUUUUUAAAACAGGAGGACGUCAGAAGAUGAAACACUGUGCGUACAGACUUCACUGAGAAGUCGUCGUUUGGGGUCAGUAACAUUUUUAUAUAUCGAGAAUGAGCGUGAAAGGUGCAGCACAGUGAAAACGAUGUUUUACUCCUGCACAGAGCUCACUGGUUUGUCUGGACUCGUUUGCAUGAUUCCACGUUUUCAGUUCUGAAUAAAGCCAAACGGGUCAACGCAUCCAGAACCAAGCAAGAAUCUGACUGCUGAAAGAUCCCAUGCCUGAUCUUUAAUUUUGUACAUACAGGCUUUAAUGCAGGUGUUGUUAAGAGACGUCUCACUGGAAAUUAAACGGUUCGUUAAGCAAAGAGUCACCAAAUCUUGAGAAGGCCGUGUUCAAACUGCAGACAGACGAGCAAAGUUCAGAAAUUCCCAACAGACAAAACAAAUCUGGCAAAAUGCUAAAUUGGUUUGGACACAUUCAGGCCUAAAGUCUGCCUCAAUCUGUACAGUCUGCCAAGAGAUGUAAACCACCUCCAGAUGAUUUGCAUGUAGACCUGCAUUAAAGGAAUAAUCUGAGUUAUGUGUAGGUCAGUGUGUUAUCAAUAGUAGACCAGAGGAGCAGCGUGAAGCUAAACAACGUCCAGCUGUCGACAUGGGGGCAGCAACAAAACCCUUAGACCUCUGAAAGUGAACGCUCUGACCGUUGUCUGCUGAAGGUAACACACUGACCUCAUACCCAAACUUCUGGAUCCAGAUCACAUCUUUUCAUAGCACAUAUAGAGAGAACCAUUUGUACAUCUCCAUUAGUGACCAACACCAGAACCGUCAGUCCAGAGCUGCACGAUUGUGAACGAAGCCAUUGAGUGUGUCUGCGUUCUCGUGGUCUUACGGGAUGAUUGUAAACAGGAAUGUUUCUUUCUGGCCCUGAACGCUGCAUCGCUCCUCAAACACACUGAUCAGCAGUGUGAAGAAGAAGUUUCAUUUCUGUGUUUUAAAACCUGUUCGACCUAAAAGGCAAACGAGUCAGCGGCGUUUGGCUCAUCGGCACCAAACUUGAAGGUGACGAGAUGAAUGUCAGUCCGUGCCUCUUCUGGCAGAGAUGUCGUCUUUGUCCUCAGACUUCUGCCUUGUGAUUUCAGUUCAUUAGUGAUCAUCAGUGGUUGGUAUGUUGGUUUGUUCACUCUGCGGUCACGAGCUGGUAGGAUCCUCUUCCAGAAGAGCAGUUCAAACUUUGUUUGGUCCACAUGGAUCUCCAGUUGACUUUAGCUUUGACGUCUUCAUCUGUGCCUCCAUCAAAGUUACCUUGAAAAUGUUCUGAGACAAAUGAAUUCACUCGUCUCCCCUUCUUCACGUCCAACACAUUUCAACAGUCAUCCUUAUGACGUGUCAACUAAUGAACUGCGGGUCACAGCAGCAAUACGUCCGUCCAAACUGAAUGGACUCACCAUGAUCAGUGGAGUUGUUCACGUCAUUGGAGUCUAAGCAGAACAUCAGUCAUCACACCUGAGUCACAGGUACAAAAAACGAACCUGUGACGAACCUCAGAGCUGGUUUCACGUUUAGCUUUACAGAUUCAGUCCACCGGGCACAGCUUCGACACGCUCCAACUGCGACUCCAACAAAGUCAGACACGGAAACGGCAUAGAGAAUUUUCAAAAUAAAACACCCUGUGCAGACUCCAGAUCAGAGAAACUAUUUAACUACGUAGCAUAUUUACUCAUGGUAGAAGCACACAAACUUCCAUGGAGAUCGAAUCCGUGCCCAGUGGAAUCAAACUGUGCAAAGAGCUGAGACCAUGACAACAGAGGGUGAUAAGCUGAGUCAAAGUACAUACUUGAAGCUUAAAUAUGAGGAUCCUCUCCGACUGACACCAGAACAAGUGAAAUGAUCUGAAGUCCACUUCACUUCAAUGUAAUCAGCGUUUUCUCGAAACUCUACGUUCGUGAGCGCUCCCAGAAAACUGUUCGCACUCCAACAUCAGAAUCAUUUGAAUCACACAGAACAGAACGUGUUCUUUGGUAUGAAAAUUUCUGCCACUUCACUUAGAGUAUCAUCUGCAAACAUGAUGAUCGCAUCUGUCUGCAGCACCGUGACGUCUGAUGCUUUGUUUAAAGAUAAUCUGAGAUGUUCGUCUUGACCUUGGUAUCUUGUGUAUCCUGUGUAGCUGUGUUAUAACCUAGCGUCAUAAUAUGCAAUUAUUGCCAUGUAUGCUGUUUGUACUGAGAGGCUGGCUGCUGUUUGUGUCCCAUGAGCACCGCCGGUAUCGACACUGAUGCACUUUGGUCCUCUGUCGUCUCUGCAUGACGCUGUGUCUUU